Molecule: messenger RNA, 4158 nt
Organism: Paraphaeosphaeria sporulosa
Lineage: Eukaryota; Fungi; Ascomycota; Dothideomycetes; Pleosporales; Didymosphaeriaceae
Product: AAA-domain-containing protein
Exons: 1
Coding region: 107-3706 (1199 amino acids)
Cellular component (GO): mitochondrial outer membrane
Molecular function (GO): ATP hydrolysis activity; ATP binding
Source: RefSeq, a predicted model, not a curated record
AAGGAAAAGUCGCGGCUUCGAGGCAUCGCGACACCGGCCUUUGCUCUGUCCAUCAAGCCUGCGACACCGCCCCCGUCGCCCAGGAGAUCCCCCGGCCUCCGUCCGUAUGUACCGCGCACUCCGAUCCGGCCUGCGAGCGUCACACCGAAGGCCUCCAGCACGCUUCAUCUCGCACCGCCGCUACCCGCUGCCGCCUGCACGCGCGCGCGCCUUCCACGCCUCGAGAAGCGUUGCGCAGGACAACAACCCGCCCGUCGACCCAGACAGCAAGCCCGUCGCCCCCAAGGAUGCUGCGCGUGCCAGCGAGGAGGGCGCUGCCGCCGCCGACGCCGCCGAGGAUGCCGACGUGCUCGCCCAGAAGCUGCAGCGCUCGCGGGAGAUGACGCGCCGGUAUUCUUCAGCGCUGCGGCGGACCCAGCGAAGAAACCGCGCCCAGGACCUCCCGCCUGUGGUCGUGCCGAGCUGGUUCGCCCACGAAUGCGUCCGCCUCAGCGACGAAGUGCCCGCCAACACGCGUCUGCGCCAGUUCGUCCUCGAGCUGCAGCGCCGAGGCACCGACGAAUCCGGCACAUGCUCCGUCCCCAUACAUGCGCCAGGCGCCGCGGUGCAGCUGCUGUCCGAGUUCCUCUUCCAGGCAUGGGGCGGCGGACUCGGCAACGACGAGAGAAGACGCUUCGUGAGGCAGUGGGCUGCGACGCUGGGGCUGCCCGAUACCGAAGAAGUGCUCCUGGACUUGGAAGUCGGCGGCGAUGGCAUCGCGUCCAUGCCAGACCGCCCGUACUGGCUGCAGAAAGAACACUUGCAGCAAGACCCCGUCAGGAUAACGCGAAAGCUGGACAUUGACAGCACCGAGAUCCGCGCCGCCAUCCAGCAUCUGGCCCUGGCCCGCAAAGCCGGACGUCUGACGGACGGAGCCAUGCUCAAGGUGGAGCGCGUCAUCGGGCGUCUGGAGAGCACGAAGAAUGCCGAGGGAUCCGACCCCUUUGGCCUGCAGAAACUAGGCUUCGUCCCGCCGUUCGUGAGGUCCGAGGUCGAAGCUACCAUUGCUGCCUCUCUUUCGCUCCCGCAGCCUGCGUCGAGCGAUUCUUUCCCAGCGGCAAAGACCAACUUGAUAUUGCAUUGUCCGUCCAACGGAAAAGAAAAUGAGCUGGCUGGUCUAGUAGGCGGGAUUGCACGCCUGAGGGGCGCCGACGUAGUUACCCUGCGGGCACAGGACCUGGCUGAGAUCGCAGGCGACUACUUGGGCGAUUCACCAGACCCCUCGCCCCACUCGAUCCGCUCGUUAGCCUACGAGACGUACCGGCUCAGUUCGGAUCUUGAAAGCGACCCUUACGACGAUGCAGGCCGGGAAGACUUUGGCGAAGAGCAGGAAGACGCGACCCCGCCGAGGUCAUCGUUUUCUUCCAUGUUUCCCGAGCCUCCCAAGCUUCCUUCCUCCGAUAUUUUCAAGAUGCCCAUCUCGAUCGUCCUUCCCAACGCGUUUUCUAACGCGCUCAAGGCUCUGCAAUCGCCAAACCAAGAUUCUCAUAGUAACACCGACACCCAGCCUCGCUCGCAGUCGUCAGCUGAGUCGCAGCUGGAGGACUUGAAAAUUGCAAACGUCCUCGAGCAUCUCAUCGACGCUUCCGAGACCAAACGAUCACAAGUUUCGUCCCUCCUAACUUCAGAAUCUGCCGACUCGGAUCCCACCACCGAAGAGCGAAGUGCGCGCCCGCCAAAGGCUGGUUUCUUCAGCUCUCUCUUGACCUCCCCCUCUACUUCUACACCUACGCACGAUGGCAUCAACAUCGAUUCUUCUUUACCGAGCAAAGCGAUCAUGGGGUUCAGCCUGGCAGUGAAAAUCAACACCGUCACCUCAUCAACCGACUCGGGAACCCCCGGCAAUGCCAAGAUAAUAUGUGUUCCUGAUUUCAAAGAGCUCAAUGCCACACACUACGGAGGCAGGAUACUACAAAAGCUUGAGGAAAUAGUUCGAAAACGGAGGUUAGCAGGAGAACGCAUCAUGAUUGUUGGCUUCACUUCCUCAGCAGACCUCACCCCCGAGUUCUCCAAGAGUGGCGUCCAAGGACUCCAGUCUGAGGGCGAAGCAGGUUUUUACAGGACCAUCGUGGUGCCUGUAGAGCGGGCGGGUAACAUGCAUGACCUGGUCGGUACUCUGUCCUCAACUGUUCAGUCAAGAGACGCAUCCAAGUACCGAAGGAUCAACGUCCACCACAUUUUCGACAUGCUGCGACGCCUAGACCCUAUCGCAGCGCAGAAUUUGUCGGCGAGGGCAACAGACGACAGCAGCGCUGGGCCCGCGCUGGCCAGCCUCGCAAAGGCCCACAUCAGCAGGAUCCUCACGUAUGAUGAGGUUCACCGCAUAGCAUUGACUGCGCUGGGUCUACACAGCUUGGAUCCUGCAAGCGAACGUCUGACUAGCGCGCACGUCGCACUCGCAAUAGGCAUGCUGCAAUCCAGCGAUCAGGUGAAGUUUGAUCAUAUCAGACGACAAGCGAUGCUUCCUCGACCCGGCGACGACUCUUCCGCAAGAGAAUUUCGACGAAAACUGAACGAGACACUGAGGUCCAGAUCGGCCACCGAAAUCCACGACCGUGAACUCGAAAUCAAACUCAACAACAUCGCACAGACUGCCACCAAGCACGAGAAGCGCCUAAUGCCCGGCAUCGCCAAUCCGUCCAAGAUCAAGACCACCUUCGACCAGAUCCACGUGCCUACCGAUACCGUUGACUCCAUCCGCACCAUCACAAGUCUAUCUCUGCUGAGGCCAGACGCUUUCAACUAUGGUAUCCUUGCCACCGAGAAGAUCUCCGGAGCCCUGCUGUACGGUCCACCAGGUACGGGAAAGACGCUGCUGGCCAAGGCCGUUGCGAAAGAGAGCGGCUCCACCGUGCUGGAGGUUUCAGGCAGCCAGAUCAUGGACAAGUACGUGGGUGAGGGCGAGAAGAAUGUCACCGCCAUAUUUUCACUCGCGCGCAAGCUCUCGCCUUGCAUCGUUUUCCUUGAUGAGGCGGACGCCGUCUUCUCGUCGCGCGACGUCGGCCGCGAACGCUCCUCGCACCGCGAUAUCCUCAACCAGUUCCUCAAGGAAUGGGACGGCCUCAACGACCUCAGCGUCUUCGUUAUGGUCGCUACGAACAGGCCGUUCGACCUGGACGACGCGGUUAUCCGGCGACUGCCCAGGAGACUGCUCGUCGACCUGCCCACCGAGAAAGACAGAGCGGCAAUCCUCAAGAUCCACCUCCGCGGUGAGCAGCUAGAUGAGUCGGUUAACCUCGACGCCAUCGCAAAGAAGACUCCCUUCUACUCCGGUUCCGAUCUCAAGAACCUCGCCGUCAGCGCCGCCCUUGCCUGCGUAAAAGAGGAAAACGAAACUGCCGCCAAAGCCGCCGCCGCUUCUGUACCUCCCGCCAACCCCUCAGAACCUUCCCCCGCAGACUCCACCUCUGCGCAUACUCCUAAACCUUCGCACCUCAUCCGCGGCCUCGACUACAUCUUUCCCGACAAACGCAUACUCUCGGCCCGCCACUUCGACGCUGCGCUGUCGGAGAUUAGCGCUAGUAUCAGCGAGAACAUGAGCAGCCUCAAUGCGAUCAAGAAGUUCGACGAGAAGUACGGGGAUAAGAAGGGGAAGAAGACGAAGCACGUGUUCGGGAUUGGGGUGCGCGGGGAGACGAGCGAGGAUGUGGUCAGGGUGAGGCCGUAGAUGCAGUUUGACCGAAGGACAUGGUGAGGAGGGGUGCUGUGUGGCACUGCAGAAUAUCAGAGCGUGGAAAUGGAUAUGGCUGGGAUGGGGUUGUGUGCAUUUUCUUGCGGUAGGAUGUCGUGUGUAGAUAUUUGUUGUAAUAUAGGCUAUAUGGUAUCAUGAUUGGAGCGCUCGGUUUGAGAUUCGAUUAGGGGGACUAAGGGGUGACGCUAGACCUGCUACGUGAUGCGAGAAGCAUGAGGGCUUGGGCUGGCUGGUGCUAUACGUGCGUGUGGCUAGUGACACUGCCUGCAUGCGGUGCCGCGGUGCAGCUCGCCCUGUGUGCGUGGAGGGUCGUACCAAAGACAUUGAAGAAAUGGAGUUCGAGUCUGCGGUAGAGGAGGGAUCCAGCAAAGUCGACUGUGUAUGUGGCGCGUGCUGGCGGUGGUGGUGGUUUCGCAGCGUGUGGGUGG